AUGCAGAAGAGAGCCACGAGCAUCGCAGAGUUUUUCCCAGCGAAGAGAUCGGAUCAAGCAGAACAGCUUGAUGGUGGACGAGCGACGCAGGAAUCAUCCAGGUAGGAAGUCAUUUUUCAAUUAAGUUUGUUUCCGGUUUUUUUCCCACCGGCCGAGGACUCAAAAAAGCAGUCGCACCGAAGCAAGGUAAAUGGUUAACCGUGAUUUUCGGUUACUUAAUUCACUUAGUAUUGCCCAACCCCGUUGAUCGUUAUUGCGGAUUUGAGACCAUUUUCGAAAUUAAUUGUUUUUUUGUUGCCUUUCUUUGGCGGGAGUUUAUUUUUGCGGAUUUGCGAUUUUUUGUAUUUUGCUGGAAAUUGAUUUUUGCGAUUUCCAGACAGUACCAGUACCCAGCAUUGAUAAUAUGUUUGUUAUUUUCGGGAACUUAUUUUUGCGGAUCGCCGGAAAAAGCGGCGCAAAAACAAACAAAUUCAAAAAGUCAUGAUUGAUUGGGGUUGGUUAAGUCAUAUACCCUUGCUUUUCUAUGUACCAACGAAUCUAAAUUGCGUGUAUUUCAAUUUCAACUUCUGCAUAGAAAAUUGGCAACAAACUAUUUCCUUUUUAAAAUUGGAAUCAAAUCUAAUGAUCAAUGCAGUUUCUGUAAAGAAAGCUCGGAAACUCUUUUCAAUUAAGUUUGUUUUCGGUUUUUACGUUGGGUUUGGAGAAAUAUGUGAGAAAUUCUACUUAUCGUUCUGUUUACUUCUUCCCGCUUUAAUUCAUUUUCUGAGGCGAAAGAAUAACCAACAGAUUGCUCACUUAUCGUGCUUUUUUAAGUUGGAUGUCUGAUUGUUUUGUUGCAGAUCUUCACAAGAUCCGCCAGCGCCGAGCGAGGCUGGCAGUGAUACGGCGGACAGCCCAGAAAGGUACAGAUUUUUGCUUCGUGACAAGCAUGAAACUAUUACUAGCAACCCAGAGGAAAACCGCUUAAAACGAAAUCGGGACUGAUGAGGACCACAAAUUGACUAGCUGAUUCGAUGAAACCGUAAUUUCACCACCAUAAUUUUAACUACAUUUUUGACGUGGCUACGUUAACAAUGUCGUGUCUCUUAUUCUGUGUAGGCCUUCUUGUUCCCGCCGGCCGAGGACUCAAAAAAGCAGUCGCACCGAAGCAAGGUAAAUGGUUAACCGUGAUUUUCGGUUACUUAAUUCACUUAGUAUUGCCCAACCCCGCUGAUCGUUAUUGCGGAUUUGAGACCAUUUUCGAAAUUAAUCGGUUUUUUUGUUGCCUUUUUUUGACGGGAGUUUAUUUACAUGAUUGAUUGGGGUUGGUUUAAGUCAUAUACCCUUGCUUUUCUAUGUACUAAGGAAUCUAAAUUGCGUGUAUUUCAAUUUCAACUUCUGCAUAGAAAAUUGGCAACAAACUAUUUCCUUUUUAAAAUUGGAAUCAAAUCUAAUGAUCAAUGCAGUUUCUGUAAAGAAAGCUCGGAAACUCUUUUGCACCUCUUUUGGGAAUGCCCGUUCGUUAAAUCCUUUUGGAAUGAUUUGUCGCUUCUCAUGUCCUCAUAAAUUUCUUUAGUAGUCUAUUACAAUUGAAGGUGUCUUUUUGACAACGGGGUUAAACGACUGUAUCUAUUUGCUGUGUAUUAAUUCAUUUCUGUUUUUUUCAGACAGUUUUUUGACCAGGAGGCGAGAGCAGAAGGGACACGAGACGGCCGAAGGUAGGUCAAGCAUCUUUCUUAAUAUGCAUAACCCUCGUAUGCGGCUGUGCUGAGGAAUGAGGAAAAUACUUCACAGUAACUAAUAUUUUCCCGCGAAAUCGCGCUACAGAUUGCCGCGAGGGAAGGGAGGAAUCAAGAAUUAAAAACAACGACAACAACAACAACAUGACUUUAAAAACUUUUUAAGAGAUCACUUGAGGAGUAUUUGUGAAAGAAAGUCUUUCAAGUUGUCAUGAGCUAUUUCGCCAAUUUUUCCUUCUUUUCGGUGACAUGUGCAUUGACGUAGAAUAGCCCGUACGGAAAUGUUGGUAAGUUUCUAUGUACGUGUUUAUAUGACGUUUGGCGUUUGCCAUCAACGCCAUUCUAAAUGAUCUGCUGUCCCUCUGCACUUACAGCGCUGACCACGACGAUGAAGAAGAUGAAGAUGGUGACGUUGAGUCCUCACAGGACAGGGCCUUCUUCGUGGCGGACCAGGAUGUGGUCGAGGAAAGUAGUCAGUCCUUUUAUCGACAACAGGACGCGGCUUCCCUCCAAAGGGACGUCGAGAGCGUGGAGCCAUAUUUCCCCUUGGCAUUCGCAGAAUCCGCCGACCGGCCUCUAGCUUUCAACUUUGACUUGUUUCUGCUAGACAGCCUGUCGUUGCCAAGGCACAUAGUGCCUCGAGAUUCGCGGGAGGAGGUGUCCAAUGCAGUUUUGUUCGACAACGCUGCCAACGCUAUCAGCUACUGCACCGAGAGACUGGAAAGAGGGUGGAAAGAUACGCGUCCUGCCGCUGAUCCAACUGAGCGGGCAAGUCGCAGACACACCCACCCAAAGGUGAACAAGUGGGAACUCUUUCGCCGUCACAGCGCACGUUUGACCGAGGCUCUAACCAGCGGACAAGCGCCGUUUGACGCCAAUUUAAACCGCGUUCGCUUGGACAGGUACGUUGCUCAGAGACACUAGUAAAAAGCUAUUUUUUGGGGGGGGAGGGGGGUAUUCGCGCGAACUGACGAUAUUUUGUUCCUUUUGUUUCCUAUUUAUUGGCGAUUUUCUAGAAAGUACACAGCAUUGAUAACAUUUUCGUUUUUUUGUUUAAUAAUCCUACAAUGCUAUGUACACCGUUUCGUUUCCGAAUGAAGGGGGCAAGUUGUAAUUGAACAGACACGAUUGGUUAGUACUUAACUUCUGUGUAGCGAAUUUAAGUUAUAGAGAGUAUUCACCCUGGAGUAGAUUUUACGUGUUUGCGGGAACUUAUUCAGUCACGGACCGCUGGAAAAAAAACCGCCACACGGUACCCAAUCAACUAAUAAUUUUAACCACAAAAUCUUAAACGGCACACUUACGAAGCCCUGUCUGUUUUGGAACGACUGGUUUGGGGGCGCAAAGCAGGAAACCUAUAGACAAGCCUUUGUGGACUGACCCUACUCUCUUGCUCUCCCAGGUUUGGAAAUAUCAUGAUCUGGGACGCUCCGGCCUGGAGCCUCGCAAGCCCUGAAUUCACGCACGGCUUUCCCAAGCGGCUGAUAGUGCAAGAACACGGGGGUUUCUUACCGGGGAACAUAACCGUGUCGGCGAAGGCCAGCAAUUUGACGCUGAGGCGUUUGGCGGUGUGCGACGUGGCCUGCUUGGUCAGUCAAGCAACGACCGCCGGCUCAGGUCUGAGUAGAGCACGGCUCCUUAACCUCCGCUACGCGGCCAUCAGUUACCAGAGUGGGUCAUUCUGCCCGCAGUACCUGGCUUCCGCCAUGGUAGAGUUUGGCGUAAACUUCGCCACCUUUGAGGCAUUAUCGGCAGACACCUUGGACACGCUUCACGCCAGCCUCAAGCGGGGUUGGAGACAGGGCGACGACUCCAGCAGUAGCGGCGAGGAAUCCAACGAACCCCUCAUAUCCUGUCCGGAGAGUGUUAUGCAGGAGAUAGGCAAGUCCAGCGCGGAGUCUUCUUCGGAGGCUGGAACCUCCCAACAGCCACCAGGAGACAGCGAGCGGACAAUGCUCUGUGCUCUCCUCGCACGGCUGAGCAGCCGGCCCGGCUCGGAAAGCAGCGACUCAGAGGAGGACCACCAUGGGGAGACUGACGGAGAGAACACCUCGACGACAGUGGGUGGCGCACGCGCAGCAAGGAAGAAGAGAAAGACUUCCUCUGUAGGCGGGAGGAGAGCCAAGGCGUCCCGCGUGGGAGAAGCGACGGAGGGCAGGGAACCAGGUAAAGAACGCUGAAAAAUGAAACCAAACUCGAUUAUCACUCGCACAUAAUAAUAAUAAUAAUAAUAAUAAUAAUAUUUCUAUAGCGCUCUUAUCCUAUGUUCAAGGCGCUUUACAGUCAUGUAAACAACAUUAUUGAAAAAUAUCUACAAAUAUACAACCAUAUCCUAUUAUAUUUACAAUGAGUAAAAAAGGGAAAAAUUAAAACUAACGGAAUGUAUACAAAUCUAUAAAAACAAUGAUCCGUUAUUAUGAUACCAAUACAUGCUGGUAUCAGCACAUGAUACCAGCUUCGUGUUCUACGUCUCAGGAGAGACCGUUUUCAGUUUGUGGAGUUGUGCGCACACGCUGAGACAGUCGCAAACAUUUGGUAGCUAAGAAGCAAACUUGAAAAGCAUUGAUAGAUUGCUUAUGUCAUUCUUCUUAUAUUAGGAAAGUGCUAGCAAAUAUGUUGCGAAGUCUGAAACAAGAGAUUUCCUUGCAACAAGAAUAACAAACAUGGAAUCAAUACCCCAAGAAUAACAAAAUUGAGCAAAAUUUCAUACUGGUAAAGGAACAAAGGCACAACAUCAUUUUUUCGGCUAAAGUUGCGACACAGCUGGGCUAGCAAAUGUUUGUUUUCUAUUUAGCGUUUAUCUUAUAUUUUAAGUUGUUUGACAUCCAUAUUGCUUAAUUUUUAUAUAUUACAUUAAUCUUAACUCUUCAUUUUUGUAAUGCGCAUUUGAUCAUAUUUUUAUGUGAACCUGGGCAAUAUAAAUGAUACGCUCACUCACUUCCAAAUCAUUAACGGCGAGAACUCCCUGUUUCAUUUCAGCAGGUGUAGAAACGACAGGCGAACCAGUGACGGCGCAAGAGGAAGAAGAGGCAAAUCCCUGGGGCUUGCAGGACGGGUCGGUCGCGGGACUCAGGCUUGACGCCUUCCCAGACGCGGAGACGUGGCAGGACAUGUUAACUUUCUUCCGACAACACCAGCCGCUUCGCCAAGAGGUGGGUGUCCACACUGAUGGUCUCUUAUCCCUCCCUAUCCUUCUUAUGGUUAUCGUUAUCGUUGCUAUUUUUAAGGAGAACAUUUUCCGUCCGCCGAUGACACAAUCAGAAACACUGCAUUUUUUGUUCUUUCUCUUUCCAAACAGGAAAUACGAACCGCCAUGCCCAGGGCAGGCGCUUGGCAAGGAGACCCCGAGAGGGCACAAGAGGCCACUAGCAACCUGAUUGCAGACGCACGCCGCCAACUGCUUGGUGAGAAGAUGGCAGCCCUCUUCGUCAUCUGCGGCCGCGACAACUGUAACUGCCGAGAAGACAGCUGUGCUCUGAAAGGCGGUCAAUAUUGGCUACAAGAGCAGCCACGAAAACCCUGCUCGCAAGACCUCCGCUGUGCCGUUUGCAGCGUCUUCACACGACACCUGGACCUCUGCAAUCUCCUCGGUAGGGCGUCUACUAGCAAGGGCGCUCUCUUCAGUCGACUCCUUGCGAGUUCCGUGGCAGUUCACCAACUGUACGACCUCGCCGUCCCGGCAGACUUGCCCCCCGGUCAGAGGGUGACCAGAAAACAGACCGUAAAGGGGAUACUGUGCUCCAUGUUAGACGUCGAGAGAAAUAGGCUACAGUGCCUCAGGCGCAUAGGAGAGCUAGCCACGCUGGUGCCUAAACUGCUCUGUGUUCAACUUAGCAGCGGUCGCGCACUCUUCUGGGAACAACUGAGAAGAGUUUCCAACACGGUGAUCGGACAACGCGGUCGAGCGGCAAAACUAGUCGCUCUGGAAGCUUUCCGCAGGAGAAUGCCGGACGAUUCGCCCUGGAAGGAGUUCUUGACCCCCGAUUGA
Porites evermanni is the source of this 5706-nucleotide messenger RNA. Lineage: Eukaryota; Metazoa; Cnidaria; Anthozoa; Scleractinia; Poritidae. The record is from the annotation of a GenBank genome assembly.